UGAGCACAUCGCCAAUCGUCCGUUUUCACCAAAACACCACCCAUCACUCUCCCACCAUCAGUCAUGAUACGAGGUCUGCUGGCGGUCUUUGUGGUGGGAGCGCUGUGUCGCGUGUGCCCAGGGAACGUGGUGCUGGAGGAGGACGGCACGGGAGCGUUUCACAUCAACACGAGCGAUCCUGACCAGCAGCCAGUGUUUGUGAACGGAAUGGAUGUGCAACAGAUGUACACCAGGCUGCAGGAGCAACAGAAGCUCAUUGAAGUUCAGCAGGACAUGCUUGGAGCCCAAAACAUGGCGAUUCAAACACUGGGCAACACCUUAAACGUCUUCCGUUCCGCGUCCUGCCCAGCGUCUGCAAGGAGCACCAUUUCCGCUGGUUCUGGAGACUACAAAUGGAAUGGGGGCGUCUUGGCCCCGAAUGGCCUCAUUUACGCCAUCCCUGCCGCUGUCACGGCGAUCCUCAUCAUCGACCCAAACUCCAACACUGCUGACAGAACCUCAAUUACUGGCCUUUCAUCCCUCCGGCGGGGAUGUCAAAGUGCGACCAACACCGCCGACGUGACAACAAUCCCAGACGUCGGUGUCGGCGGGUCCUACAAUUCUGCACUGCGCUUGGACGACAACCUCAUCUACGGCAUUCCGAGAAGUGGUCCUGCUGUGCUGAUCAUUGAUCCAAACACCAACACUGUUGACACAACGAGCAUCGCUGGAAUAAGUGGUGGCACGUGGGAAGGCGCUGCUCAGGCUGGCAACGGGCUCAUCUUUUCUGUUCCCUACAGCUCAAAGUCUGUGCUCAUCAUUGACCCGAAGCUACGAACUGCAGACACAACCACCAUCACAGGCAUUUCUGGUGGGCGCAAGUGGCAUGGUGCCGCCUUGGGCGGCAAUGGGUUCAUCUAUGGCAUUCCUUACGACUCGCGCUCUGUUCUCAUCAUCAACCCCAACACAAAGACGAUUGACACAACCACCAUCAGCGGCAUUUCGGGUUACCAGAAAUGGCAUGGAGCCGUGACAGCGAAGAACGGGUUUGUUGUUGGCAUCUCUCGCGACUAUUACAAGGCGCUGAUCAUCGAUCCCAUCACCAACCGAGCCACACAGCAAAGCAUCAGCGGAAUCCCCGGUGGGGACGCGAGAUGGUACGGAGGUGUGCUUGCAGACAACGGUCUGAUUUACGGCAUCCCAUACCGCGUUGGCACGUGCCUCGUGGUGGAUCCAGGAUGCUAA
Molecule: messenger RNA, 1224 nt
Organism: Salpingoeca rosetta
Lineage: Eukaryota; Choanoflagellata; Craspedida; Salpingoecidae
Exons: 2
Coding region: 64-1224 (386 amino acids)
Source: RefSeq, a predicted model, not a curated record